AUGUGUCGGGAAGCUAGCAUUAUUCUUAUUAUGUUUUUGGUAUCAAAUGCAACACAGCCAAUAGAUGGACGAAAGACCUUCACAUCGAUGGUCUUUCGCAGGGUUUUUACCAAGUUUGGACACAAGUAUGCCUCAAGUUAUGAGGUAUACAUUAGUCCAGAUCAAAUGGCCAGUAAUAUGUCGCUGAAUAUUAUUAAAGAUCUAACAGAUAAUGUCUGGUUAAAGUUGGGCGUUUCUCAAAGGGAGGCGAAGAAUGUUUAUCGAAGCAUGUUUGCCUAUGAUGUGAACUUGUGCAGUUUCAGCUACUUCGGAAAGCCUGUCAACUUAAUCCAAAGAUGGAUGCACAACAUCCUCAAGUAUUCAAAUAUACCUGAUAGUUGUCCUAUUAAAAAGGGCAACUAUUAUUGGAUUAACCUGCGAGCCGAUAAGGACAGCAUUCCGUCUUUUAUAACUACGGGACACUUUCGUAUUGAUGCUUUAUUUUAUAUGAGAGAGUGGAAUAACGAUAUGGUGACAAAUACCUCAAUGUUUCUGGACAUUAAAAUGAAGUGAACGCAAU
Molecule: messenger RNA, 559 nt
Organism: Drosophila grimshawi
Lineage: Eukaryota; Metazoa; Arthropoda; Insecta; Diptera; Drosophilidae
Exons: 3
Coding region: 1-552 (183 amino acids)
Source: RefSeq, a predicted model, not a curated record